AUGUCUGGUAUUUGGAAGUUUUCCUCUUUCUCGGAACCGCUUGUUCAAAAACUGCUUCAAACUGCAAAUGAGCUAGAAAACAACAAUAAAUGGAGCCAAAAAUUCAAACAUGUAAACAAAAGUUACUUGGACUAUUACAGUGAACAAAAUACAAAUGAAGACCGUCUAAACGUAAACGAAUACAAAACAAAACGUUUAGAAUGUAAUCUGUCACCUAAAGUAUUAACUGAAUGUGAUAUUGGAGAAGACACUCCAGAUUUAACAAAUAUAAAAAUAAAACAAAACGUAUGCGAUGCUAUAGAAGCGGAACCCGUAGUGCAAUUCGAUUAUAUGGUGGAAGAAUGUACAAAAAAUCCAACUAUAGUUGCAAACCUUGCAGAACAUUUAACAAUUAGUGCAACAGAGAAAAUAUUUCAUACAACUUUAACAAAGGACAAUGUUAACAUAAAAUUUAUUUCAGUGUUCUUCAACAAUUUUUUCCCUAUAUUCUUAAAACGUGAACAAUCUUGGUUUGCUUUAGAUUUGCUUCACAAAUCUAAUAAAAUAUAUCCGGAAGUUUUCAGACCAGUAUUAAUUGAAAUUAUCAAAGAUACUAACAUACCCAGCAAAAUAGUCCAGGAAUUUGUACAAAGUUCCAGUUUAGAAUUUCAAAAAGAUUUUAUAUCCCUGAUAAUGCACAUAGAAUUUACUUCAAAAAUGUUUCUACAUCAUUUAUAUACAUUAUAUUUAGUUUACAAGGAUUGUACAAAAACAGAAAUUAUUCAGAAUUAUUUUCAAUCUAAACUUAUAGAGAAUGCUCCUUCGUGCAUUAAUGAAAAAAACUAUGGACGUUUAUUAUUAUUGUUUCUUCAAUCACAGAAGGUUAUGGGACUUUCUUUAAACCAUGUGAUGUUGGAAAGAGUUAUAGAACUACACAAAUCCCCAUUCAAGAGGCCCUGUCUGACGGUUUUAAAUGACAUUAAGGGAAAUGCUUUAUGA
This is a messenger RNA of Parnassius apollo (apollo), 978 nucleotides long. Lineage: Eukaryota; Metazoa; Arthropoda; Insecta; Lepidoptera; Papilionidae. The record is from the annotation of a GenBank genome assembly.